AACAGCCUUAGCCACAGCGAGCAGAACCUCACACAACCACAUCCAACCCAACCCAACAUCCUAACUCCUUUCGUCCCAACCCACGAGUGAACACACACAAGCAAAUCACAAUGGAUCCUCCAAAACCAUCACCAUCAACCUCAUCAACAACAAAACCACCCGAAAACCCAUCCUUCCCCGCCAUCACACCCCUCCCAAAGACCCCGCGCACCUUCCAAACCCCCACCAAGCGCAUCAACACCGGCACCGACCUCGCAACCUUUCUCACAACAACAGCCUACCGCGACAUCCUCCUCUUCCUCCUCCAGCUCAACCGCUCCCUCUGCCCGCGCCGCAACCCAACCCGCCCAACCGGCCCCUCCACAACCUACCCCCUCUCCUCCGUCCCCUCCACACCCGAACGCGGCCUCCCGCCCUCCAUAGCCAGCCUCCAGGCCCUCCUCGCCGAAGCCGAAGCCCUCAUCGAGCUCGCGCCCCCAGACCCGGGCCCCCGCCGCUUCGGCAACGUCUCCUUCCGCAAGUGGCACGAGCUCCUCGCCGAACGCGCCCCCGCCCUGCUGUCCAAGCACAUCCCCGACUCCGUCCUCGCUUUCCCCGCGACCCCGUCCUCCGAGCCGCCCGCCGCCGAGCUCCUGGCGUACCUCCUCGGCUCCUUUGGCUCCGCGCAGCGCCUGGACUACGGAACGGGCCACGAGCUCGCCUUCCUCGCCUUCCUCGGCUCCCUCUACAAACUCUCUUACUUCGCCGACGACACCACCACGAACACCACCGCCGCCGGCUCAGAAAAUGGCCAACCCACUAUUACAACCGCAGCAGCACAAGACACAUCCGCCCUAGACCGCAUUAUCGUCCUCGGCGUAAUCGAACCCUACCUCCGCGUCGUCCGCCGCCUCAUCCUCACAUACACUCUCGAGCCAGCGGGCUCCCACGGCGUAUGGGGCCUCGAUGACCACUCCUUCCUCCCCUACAUCUUCGGCUCCGCCCAGCUCGCGUCGCCCGUGUCCGCGGACUCGGACCCGAUGCCGACCGAGGGCUCCGUCCGCGGCGCGCCCAAGACGGGGGACAUUGUCAAGCCCGCCGUCGUCGAGGACCAGCGCGCCGAGAACAUGUACUUCUCUGCCGUGGGGUUCAUCAACGACGUGAAGAAGGGCCCGUUUUGGGAACACAGUCCCAUCCUCUUUGACGUGUCUGGCGUCAAGGACGGUUGGGGCAAGAUCAACAAGGGCAUGCUCAAAAUGUUCAACGCAGAAGUCCUCCAGAAAUUCCCCGUCGUCCAGCACUUCACAUUCGGCUCCCUCUUCUCCUGGGACCAAGACCCCAACGCCGCGCCAGUAUCACAGUCCGUCCACGCCGCGAACCAGCCCUCGUACAACUACCCAGCAACAACGGCGCCUCCCCCGCCUCAAGCAGGCGCAGGCACGGCUGCGCCGUGGGCGACAGCAGGUGGUGCUGGUACUGUUCCGAUGGGUCGCAUGCCCCCUCCUCCCCCCGGCGGCGCGGGCAUCCCCUACUCGCGACAACCGCCGCCGCCACCGUCAUCCGCGGCUUCGGCGAGGGGGCCGCCGCCGGGUAUGAUGGCCAUGCCUCCCGGCGCGCAGCAGGCGAGGCAGGGCACGGCUGAUGCGCAGAUUGCGUUGACCAAGGCGCCGUGGGCAAAGUGAUGAGACCGAAGAGGAAAACGGAGGAUGUCAUGAGUUAUAUGUAAUAGAUACCCCGACUGGUUGUGGCUCAAGCUGAGCAGAGGUUAGUUUGAACGCCUUGGUGGAGAUGGAACCUGAAAGAAGCCCCAGGGCCAAGACGCGAGCCUGGGAGUGGCCGAACGAGACCAAUGGUAUCUGCAUAGCCUGUAGAUACAACUUGUAGAUACACCGCCUUCGUUGCUCCGGUGUGGCUAUACCGUCUGGAGACAGCAGUCCGGAGACGAGAAGAAAAGAGAAAGAUCAUAUCAGUUUAAGAAAGUACG
This is a messenger RNA of Colletotrichum scovillei, 1963 nucleotides long. RefSeq names its product phosphotyrosyl phosphate activator protein. The transcript has 2 exons. The coding region runs from base 111 to 1661 and encodes 516 amino acids. Lineage: Eukaryota; Fungi; Ascomycota; Sordariomycetes; Glomerellales; Glomerellaceae. Gene Ontology annotation, biological process: mitotic spindle organization. Gene Ontology annotation, cellular component: nucleus; protein phosphatase type 2A complex; cytoplasm. The record is from RefSeq and is a predicted model, not a curated record. Gene Ontology annotation, molecular function: protein tyrosine phosphatase activator activity; peptidyl-prolyl cis-trans isomerase activity.